This is a messenger RNA of Harpegnathos saltator (Jerdon's jumping ant), 4924 nucleotides long. RefSeq lists its product as uncharacterized. The coding region runs from base 1628 to 4819 and encodes 1063 amino acids. The record is from RefSeq and is a predicted model, not a curated record. The transcript has a single exon. Lineage: Eukaryota; Metazoa; Arthropoda; Insecta; Hymenoptera; Formicidae.
UGCUCCCGAGGAGGUAACGGUUGCUCUUAAUUAACUCGAUUCCCGCUGCAGAUUAUAAACGUAUGCCAUUAUAAGGUUGUCGACCCACAUGUAAGAAAGUUCACUGUGGAAACAAUUCCCAAGUAUUAAUAAAACAAAUGUUUACAUUUAUUAGAUAAGCCGUAAGUUAAAAACCAGAAGGGGAAAAAGAGACAAGGAGAGGAAACAAAAAAAGGAUACCGGUAGUAAACAUACAUUAAUUUUACCUUUGUACACGCAUCGGUGGAUCUCCUUUCACUCGCUUGGGAAGUUAACAAAAAAUAUGCAGUUGUCCGCGAUACAUUUGUCAAAAUUUCACUGAUCUUUUUCAAUUUAAAACUUUUCGCAUUUCUUUAAAUUGUUUCAAUUUUCAUGAUAUCUUAUCUUUAUAUACCAAUUCAACAAUAAUAAAACGAAAUUAAUAAUAAUAAUAAUGAUAAUAAAGUUGCAUUCCACGGUCUAUUUAUACUCGAAAUGUAGCAACACUAGACAAAACAUUGAAGGUUUCAUACAAAAUUAUGUUACAAUCGAACGAUGACGUUCAUAACAAAAAACGCGCAGCAAGACUUGGGCAAUUCUGCUCCGAAAUAAAAAUAUUCUACCACCUUUAUACGCGCGAGAUAAGUCACCUACGCAAUCGAAAUUCCUGGAGAAGAAGGCGAACGUUAUCGGCGUUAUUGUCACGGAUAAUUGAGAACGAAAAAAUGCCUUUCCUUCGCACGAAUUCAUCGUGCUAUAAUCGUUCCCGGAAUAGCAAUCAAGUUAUCGCUGAGCCCUUUUUAUUUUUGAUUUCGACGAAAAUCUAAUCGCUGACAAGCCGUAACGAAACCCGCAUAGCCUCACUUUUCUUUCGAAAAUUACGAAACGUUGUGUCAGGUGCAUUGAUUUUACGCGUACAAUUAAACCACCAGGGAUUUUAACCAACCAGAAUCGCGCGGCUACGUCUAACUUUUUACUUCUCUUUUUCGAAUAACCGUAACUCAUUCGGUCUCGUGGCUCGCGCUCAUUCCCGCGCGCAUUGCAUCGUGCCGCUUCAGUUGUCGCUAAUCAACGAGUAAGCCCGUGCAAUCCAAGAGAAACUCGACAUUUCUUUCCGAUAUUAUGCAAAAAUUUAUCCCCGCCAGUUAAGUCAUUGUUUAACGACGUCUAUGCCGCUGCACUUGGCCGGCAGUCCUCGUGGAGUUCUCAGUCGCGAAAGUUCCGUGCGACUCGCCAACCUGAUUUCUCGGCCGCGUGCUUUGAUAAACAUAACUUCCACGAUGGAACUUUGUAAAUUAUUCUUCUGACUCGCGUUCGAUUAUUAUUCCGAUAAUCUCUCAUCCUUUACUCUGCAACUGCAAUAACAGGCCGAUAAAACGCAGCCUGCGAUUCGCGAUGUGAAACGAACCACCAUACACCAUGAUAUAAACACCAUGUUAAAUUCCACGAAUAAAACGAAGAAACUAGCUCUAAAGGAAACUUGUUGACUACCUGAAAACUCAUCUGUCUAACAAGCCAGAGGCUACAGAGUGAAGUGUCUUGAUUACACCACCAUCUAGAGCGGCCCGACGUGUACCUGGAUCCAAUGUGCGGCUUGCAACUGUCGAGCAUCGACUAGGCGUCUCCCAAGAUGAAAUCGCGAACGCGAAUAUUAAUCCUGUGCUUACUGUGCGCGUCUCAAGUCCUGUCGGAAGAGAUCAUCGAGUUCGGAAGGAGAAUCUCGGUGCAAGACAAAGACUCACCGAAAAAUGCUACGCGGAAGAAUAACGUGGCCGAUGGACUGGACGCGAGCAAGUACCGCGACAAAAGAGCUCUGGGUCUUCUGUUGUCGGGCCUGGCCCAAAUUUUCGGAUACACGGUGACGCCGAUUCAGCUGGCGUCUUUGCCCAACCCGAACGUGACGAUGUCCGCCGCGAUGCCGAACAGCACUGCGAUGCGCAACGUAACGGGACCGCAAACCGCGUCUUCGCAACCUAUGUCGAUGAACACCACCGCGCCGAGGCGACAGGAGACCAUCAGGUUCACCGGUGUGGUGAACUUCGGCAACAACUCGGACGUCGUAGGGCACCUCCAGCGCUAUGAGCAAAUCUUCCACGGUCGAAACAACACGAGACCUCCGAUGAUGACGAUGACGACCUCGCGACCCGCCACGUCGAUGCCGAAGCCGGCCAUGAACCACUCGAUGGAUCUGAGAAUGGGCUCGCCGACCAGACCGCCUCUCCUGACGCCGUUCUUCGUGAAGAUCCCGUUGCCGAUCGCGCCUGAACUCUUGGCGACCACGAUGUCCAUUGAGGAUUUGAAUCUGUCGCAUCCUGGCCCGCUUUUUACAAUCGCGAGAGAGUCACAGAGGGAAGAGGAAGACGCGUCGCCGGAAACGCCGGUCCGGAAGGAGCAGGAGAUGGUGUACAAGAGCAACGAGGACACCGAACGAUACACAGUGGAGGAAAAGGAGAUUUACGACGAGAAGGACGUGAUGAAGCCGGUGAGCAAGUAUACUCAUCGGCUGUACGUCGACGAGCCGAGCUUGAACAGGCAGCAGAAUGAGAGAUACGACGAAGUGCAGCGCAAGCAGCAGGAAUACGUCGCGAGGAUGAAGGAGCACGAGGCGCAACGAAAUCGUGACCAGGACGACUACGACAGAGAGGACGAAAUCAAGGAGAGGCACAGGAGUCGCGGGCAAGAGAUCGCCGAUCGAAAUCGGGACCACGCUUCCAAGUACUCCUCGGAGGAGUACUCGGAAGAGAGGAGACCAAUCUCGUACGAAGAUGAGACGGACGAAGAGUCCGCGGAAGAAUACAAGGAGCGCGCAGGCCAGGCGGAUCAUUCGAACGAGUCUUCGGAACGGCCGGCAGAAACGGAAGAAAGACAGAAGACCGAUUACCCGGAUUACGAAGACGACGAGUCUGGCGACAAACAGUCCGGCGGACACAAGCAACAGGAGAACCAGCAACUACCGCCCGACCUUGAGAAGCACCUAGAAGUGGCGUACAACCAGCAAUUACCGAUCGGCGAUUACUUCCACGAGAGUAACCCCGAAGAGAUUCGCGACAGCUACGGCGAAGUGUUAAACAAUAAAAAACAGCAGGACGACCGGCUUUCCGGUUACUUCAGCAUGUUUAAACAUCCUCAUGAUUAUCAGCGAAUUCAAAAUCCCAAAGACGCGUCGCAAGAAGCCAAGACACAAGAGAUCAUCGACAACGGUUACGACGAGCACUUGAAGAGAGUAGAGAAGCUACGUGAAGAGUACGCGUUACCCGCUCCAGAGAGCAAAUACGAAGAGUACGAAAUAAACAACGAAGACGAAGCGGACAGGAGCAGCAGGCAGAACGAGGAAGAUGAAAAUCGUAGCGCGGCGAGGUCGAAGAGUCCCAAGACGGGGCGUGUCCGCGGCAAAGAGGACGUUCGCGCGAAAACGGCCGGGGCAAGCAAGAAUCAGCUUCUGCGUGAGUCCGAGGACGUCAAGUCGCAGGAAGAGCUCGAUCUCACCAAGUACACACCUCUGAUCGUGCCUGUACGCUACGUCGAUGCGAACGACCGAGUGGAGCAAGCGAGCACGCGCCGACUGAAGUACAAGGAUGCGGAGAAGAAGUCGGAUAACAGUCAAGUUCCCUCAGAUAAAGGUAAACCCACGACCAAAAAGACGCCGACACCGCUAGUCACAGGCUUGCCUGAAAGACCACGACAAUUGCACGAGGGCGAGCACAAGGAGCUUCAGUUGUGGCCGCCGCCUUUCGACUACGCCUUCGACAGCACGGAGCAAACGAACACUAUCGCCCCGGUGAAUCCAGACAACUACCCCUUGAACUAUUAUCAGCACAUUAUGACGAACAUCGCCGAUAAUGAUGCGAACAACGAUAAAUCCUCGGACGAACCUUCCGGCUACCUGGUAGUCGUCGGCAAUCCUGCGCAUCCGUAUCAGUAUCCUUACAACGUUUAUUAUUUCCCUAAGGACGCGAUAAAUCCACAGGAUCAAGAUUCUCAUUUGAAUGCCGAAACCACGCAUCAUCAGCAUCAUCCGCAUCAUCCGCUUCGGCAAAACGCUGGCCAACAAUCCACCCAAGCGAAUCUUAAUCCCAUCGAUUAUUCGAAUAAUCAUAACGGAAGCACGAAGAAUCCUCACAACUAUUACUAUCAAGCUUCAGAAGCUCCAGCUGACGUUCUCGAUCGUUAUAGAUACGCUUUUGGAGAGUACGCGUCUGAAUCCAGCGAGCUGCCCAACGUCGAUGCAAGAAAACCAAUUUCUAAUACCGAGAACUGGUCCUACAGGAUACAUCCAUCGCAAUCGCGAAGUAACCGGCUAGUGAAUCAAACUCCGCCGACUCCCGCACAGCUGCAGAACGUUAAGCCUUCGAAUCAACACACGCAAAGAGCGUCUUCUGAGCAAAAACGUUAUCCGGAGUCGGGGAGAAAACGGAAGAGUCCGCGAUUGCAAGGCCAACAUCAGGAUAACCGAAAGGCACAAGCUCCUUCGCGACAUUUAGUCCCAAGAAGGCAACCUUUCGAUGAUCCUCAAAGCGCGCACGACUUCUUCGGUUUCAGCAGGAACGAUUAUAGCUUCGACGGGGAAAGCGGCAAUGCGUCGGAAGUCGCCAAGGGGAACGACAAAAAUGCAAAGGAGUCGCACGUGUUCGGUGCACCGGAACCGACCGUUUAUCACUACGACGAAAACACGGCGAAACACACCGAUGAACUGGAAAAUGAUACAGAGAAAGCCAUAGUUAGGGAAUACAGGAACAAAGUGGCGACCUUGAAAGUGUCGGAGCAGAGACGAUCGAGUCCCAACGGGCCGAUUCAUUACGUGGACUUUACACGCAAUAUUUAAUGGCAACAUAUCAUUAAAGAGAAAAGAAAGUCUAAUAUAAUACACGGUGUCUUGCGAGAAGAUAUUGCAUAUCUGAUAAUAUUUGAGUGCGUUAUUGAUAAAAUA